AUGGAGAAAGACUUAGCUUUUGGAAUUCCGAAGUUGACUGGAACUAAUUAUCAUCUUUGGGCCAUGAAAAUGGAAGCAGUUUUGAACCUCAAGAAACUAAUGUCGGCAGUGACAGAGGAAGCUCCAACUGACCCUGGUAAAUUGCAAGUUUGGGAAACUACAAACCAAGAUGCCGUAUCAUACUUGAAAUUGUCUCUAUCAGACGAACAGGCUUUGCAAUAUGCAGAAGAAAAGAAUGCAAAAGCUUUGUGGACAAGAAUUAAAACUACCUACACUGGGCUUGAGGAAGAUAGAAAGAUUGAUGCGGGUGCCGAACUUAAGAGCUUAGAAAUGCUGGAUUCAGAAGCCGUAAACGAUUAUAUAGCUCGAGCUAAAGGAUUAUCGACUAAGUGUGCUUCCUUGGGACUGAAAAUAUCUGACAGAGAAUUAGUGUUCUACACGGUCAGAGGUCUAGCUGGAAAAUAUGAGCGCAUAAAACAAGUUUUAAAAACGCAACGAGAAAAGUCGAUAGAAGAAAUACUUGAAGUCUUAAGGGAAGAAGAAAAAGAUUUACUACAGAAAUCCCGUGGACAUAGAAAUUUGGAAUCCGCAUAUGCUACUCAGAAGAAGAGUUUACCUAGAAAAAUUUGCUACUCCUGUAGACGACCGGGACAUAUAGCAAGGGAUUGUUAUUCGAAACAUCAAGAAGUGGGAACAGAUAGAGACUACAAAACAUCGACCAGCAGAGCAAAAGGUCGCCGAAAACCAAAUUUUCAAGAGACAUUGGUAUCCGAAAGUGCUACUCCAGAUGAUUACGCCUUAGUUUCAGCUGAACAGAAAGGACAAGUGGACGAAUGUUGGAUCCUGGAUAGCGGAGCCACGUCUCAUAUGUGCAAGGAUGAACGCUGGUUCGAAUCUAUAGAUGCUUGCGACAGUAAAAUAUACCAGGCAGGUAAGACUUUUACAUUAGAUACUAAAGGAACCGGAACUGUUAAAGCUAUUUCACUAAGUAAUAAUGCAAGAAUUAUAAUUAGUAAUGUAUUGUAUGUACCAGAAUUACGUCAUAAUUUACUGUCAGUUACAUGUUUAAUGGAUUUGGGGUUUAAUGUAAAAUCACAUUCAAACUCAGUAUUAAUUAUUGCUCCUAAUGGACGCGUAGUUUUGAAAGCUUUAAAUGUGAAUAAAAAAUUAGAAGUUAAGCUAAAACCUAAUGUUAAUAACGAGAAAAUUAAGAAAUUCCGUAGUGAUAAUGGUCUUGAGUUUGUAAACAAAGAUCUUGAGUUUUAUUUCACUGAAUGCGGAAUUACACAUGAAAAAUCUGUGCCGUACAACCCAGAAAGUUUGGGUAAAGCUGAACGAGCUAAUAGAGUUUUGUUAGAUAGAGCUAGAACAUUAAUCUAUGAUAGUAAACUUCCUUUAAAUUUUUGGGCUGAAGCAAUAGCCUAUGCAACGCAUGUUACUAACCUAACUCCUCGAAAAGGUAAAACUGAAGUUCCAAAAGAAUUAUUCUUUAAUAAAAAGCAGAACUAUAAAUAUCUACGUGUUUUUGGAUCUACAGUAUACUAUCACGUUCCUAAAGCUUUAAGACACAAACUUUCUAUUCCAGGUAAAAAGGGUAUUAUGUUGGGAUAUUCGAAUGAAAGACGAGCUUAUCGUAUUUACGACCCUGAAAGAAAUAAAGUAAUCGAAGAGCGUUCAGUAAAAUUUAAUGAGAAAUUAUUAGGUAGUAGUAAUUUGUUUAGUGAGGAUAAAUCUAAUGACAUCGAUGAAUUUUUUAAUAUUCAAACUAAUGUAGAAGACCAAAAUACAGGUUUUGAAUUUCCACUGGAUUUGAAAGAUACCCGAGAUCUAAGUGAAACUAAAACUCGCGGUCGUCCAGUAGGUUCAACUAAAGAAAAAAUUAGGGAAUUAAAUGAACAACGAAUAAUUGAAGACGAAAACAGGUUACUAGAGCUAGGUGUACGUCGAUCAGAUAGAAUAAAGGAAAAAGCAAGUUCAAACUUAGUAACUAAUAUUCCGGCAAUGAAUGAAGAAUUAAAUUCUAUUCACGAACACGAUGUUUGGGAUCUAGUAGAUAAGCCUGAAAAUGUAAAAAUUGUCAAGAGUAAAUGGGUUUUUACUAUGAAAGAAAAUAAAUACAAAGCUAGGUUAGUAGCAGCAGGUUUUAAUCAAGUAAAAAAUCGUGAUUAUUUAGAGUCUUAUUCACCCGUGUUAAGUACCGAAUCUUUGCGUUUGUUGUUAGCAUUAUCUGCCAAAUUAAAUUUAGAAGUAAAAUUUUUAGAUAUUAAAACUGCAUAUCUUUAUAGUAAUUUGGAAGAAACUGUAUAUAUGACUAUUCCCCCAGGUUUUAAACAUUUGUAUGGUGAAAAUAAAGUAUGCAAGUUAAAACGUAGUCUUUACGGAUUACCACAAUCAGGUCGAAAUUGGCAUUUACAUCUUAAACGGGAAUUAGAAAAGCUUGGUUUAAAACAGCUAGCUUCGGAUAAUUGUAUUUUCACUAGAAUAGAGAAUUCUAAGUAUUUUUAUAUUGGAAUAUACGUAGACGACUUAAUAGUUAUUUAUUCAGAUUUGCAAAUGUAUAAUGAUAUAGUGGGAAAAUUAUCUCGGAUAUUUGAAGUGAAAGAAAGUAAAGAGAAUAAAUUUCUAGGUAUAGAAAUAAAUAAAAGUGAGAAGGGCGUAACUUUGUCUCAAACUGAAUAUAUAAACUAUUUACUGCAGAAACAUGGUAUGUUUGAUUCUAAAUGUGUAAAAACACCAAUCGUAAGAGGUGAGGAUAGGAGUUUUAAUUGUUCAAACGAAAUGGUUAACCAAACACAAUAUCAAGAAUUAAUAGGGGAACUUUUAUAUCUCUCGAACAGAACACGACCAGACUUAGCAUUUGUCAUGAGCUACUUAUCUCAAUUUAAUCAUAAACCUGAGAAACGACAUUUUAAUUUAGCUAAAAGAGUGUUAAAAUAUCUCAAUGGUACAAAGGAUAAAAAAUUAUUUUUUAGUAACAAAUCAGGACUUUUGAAUGCUCAUGCCGAUGCAAGCUGGGGAAAUGCUGAAAAUGGGAAAUCAUUUUCAGGAGAAAUUGUAAUGUUAGGUGAUUCUUUAAUUUUAUGGAAGAGCAAUAAACAAAAAACAGUUGCUCUAUCUACUUGUGAAACGGAACUUGUUUCUUUAGGUGGUGUCUGUAGAGAACUAAUGUGGAUAUUAAAUUUAUUGGAAGAAUUGCAUUGUUCUAUAUUUGUAAAGAAACCUGUGACCAUUUCGUCUGACAAUCAAUCUGCAAUUGAUUGGUUGAAUAGUGCAAAAUCAUCUUCUAGAACGAGACAUAUAAAUUUGAAACUUCAUUACGUAAAGGAUAUAAUUGGCAAAAUUAUUAAAGUAGAGUAUGUGCAAACGGACGAAAUGAUCGCAGAUUUCCUAACUAAAGCUGUAACUUUUGACAAGCUCACUUGGACUGUGUCACAAAUAAAUUUAAUUGAUUAA
Messenger RNA from Parasteatoda tepidariorum (common house spider), 3453 nucleotides. The record is from RefSeq and is a predicted model, not a curated record. Lineage: Eukaryota; Metazoa; Arthropoda; Arachnida; Araneae; Theridiidae.